AAUUCCGUUCAAAAAAAAUAUAAAUAAUUAUGUUUAUCAGUAAUAAUGAUUCACUGGAGUACUAUAUUCUAUGGGAUGCCAUUGAGUGAUAAGAAAUACCGCAAAUAGCGAUUCACAUGUUUCCCAGGAACUUCUCUUUACUUCACGCGUUAGUUUUCUGAAAGAAAAUCCCCGGUUUUUUUGGUCCAAUACCCCUCGAAGAUGAUACUUCUCUCGUUCAGCCCCAGUACCCCACAUGCAGAAAAAAAUUAUCUUUAAAUCUCGUGAGGGAUUUGUCAUAGUCACAGGAACAACGAUGUUCCUGAACCAGUGAUUAUGGCUGACACAGAUUCAGGGACAACUCCAUCGACAUCUGGGGCAGCCGACCAAGAGAGGAAGGCGGACGAGGACAGGAAGGAGGCUGAUACCAAGAGAACCGUUCUCGAGACUCAUGGGUACACCCUGCGCGAAAUCAUUGGGACUGGAUCCUAUGCCACUGUCAAGCUCGCGAAUUCGGACAAACACGAGUGUCAAGUUGCUGUGAAAAUAGUCUCGAAAUUCCAAGCUCCCAGUGACUACCUCAAGAAGUUUCUCCCCAGGGAGAUCAAGGUUGCAAAAGGCCUAAGGCACCCAAAUCUGAUAAGAUUCCUCCAGGCUAUCGAAACGACUCAUCGUGUUUACAUCAUCAUGGAGUUCGCUGAGAACGGCAGUCUCCUGGAGAUCAUCCGACGCGACGCUUAUAUCGACGAAAUCAGGAGUCGCAGGUGGUUCAUUCAGCUUUUGAGUGCUGUUGAUUAUUGUCACGAGAAAGGAGUUGUUCACCGGGACAUAAAAUGCGAAAAUCUGUUGCUGGACCAACACUCAAACUUGAAGCUGUCGGAUUUUGGGUUCGCACGUGGCCACAUGAAGACAAAGAGUGGUACAAUGUCACUGAGUGAGACCUUCUGCGGCAGCUACGCCUACGCCUCCCCUGAGAUCCUUCGAGGAAUUCCUUACGAGCCGCAUUUGUCAGACAUUUGGUCCCUGGGAGUUGUUCUGUACGCUAUGGUCUAUGGGAGACUGCCAUUUGACGAUAAAAAUUAUGCCCAACUGCUGAAGCAAGUCCAGAGUAAAGUGACAUUUCCGAAAAUUCCGAAGGUGUCCUAUGCCUGUAGAGCCCUGAUAAAUAAAAUUUUGGUGCCCCAGAGGGCGAGAGCAAGACUCCAGACCAUAAAAGAAGACCCCUGGCUGAUAAUUCCAAUGGUAUCAGUGCAAACAUCGGUAUCCAAUAGAUCAUUACUGAAGAAUGAUGAGACUAGCGAUGGGAACAGGAACAGUUCUCGAGGGGAUUCUCCCGCGCUCCCCCAGUUGGAGCCUCCUGAUAGCCAGGGAGAUGUAUGA
Molecule: messenger RNA, 1359 nt
Organism: Diachasmimorpha longicaudata
Lineage: Eukaryota; Metazoa; Arthropoda; Insecta; Hymenoptera; Braconidae
Product: testis-specific serine/threonine-protein kinase 4-like
Exons: 5
Coding region: 316-1359 (347 amino acids)
Biological process (GO): protein phosphorylation; intracellular signal transduction
Cellular component (GO): cytoplasm
Molecular function (GO): protein serine/threonine kinase activity; ATP binding
Source: RefSeq, a predicted model, not a curated record